Messenger RNA from Galendromus occidentalis (western predatory mite), 2706 nucleotides. Its product is annotated as calpain-7. Lineage: Eukaryota; Metazoa; Arthropoda; Arachnida; Mesostigmata; Phytoseiidae. The record is from RefSeq and is a predicted model, not a curated record. Gene Ontology annotation, molecular function: calcium-dependent cysteine-type endopeptidase activity. The coding region runs from base 1 to 2466 and encodes 821 amino acids. Gene Ontology annotation, biological process: proteolysis. The transcript has 10 exons.
AUGUCUGACGAUCCAGACAAUGACGAGAAGGAAAGACAGAGAGCUGAGCUGACGAAGAACGCCGCAGAGCUGGCAGAACUCGCGGUCGAGUACGACCAGAGAGGAGAGUUCGCACCGGCUAUUCUCUACUACAGGGAUGCGGGGAAGAUUUUGCUGCGAGCGUGUCAAAAUUCUGGGGGACAGACGAACGUGUUAAAAAAAGUUAAGGAUUACCUCGAUCGAGCGGAUGCACUCGAAGCACAGGUAGCAGAGCAGAAGAGCCAGGAGAACAGACCGCAACAGGUUCCUGAAGCUAUGGACCUGAACAUGGCCCGAUUUCUGCUGACGCAGGCCCUGGAGCUCGACAACAAGGACGAGAUAGAUGAAGCGCUCGUUCUUUACGGAGAGGCAAUCGAGCUGUGUCUCCUGGCGAAAUCAAUCACCCCCGAUAAAGAUCUACAAGAGAAGUUGUUCCGUGUGGCAUCACGAGCUCUCGAACGGGCGGAAACUUUAAAGGAAAAGAAGAAAAUCAUCGAAUCAGAGACGGCGCCCUCCGCUCCGGCCGCCGUUGAUGUGGAAGUGCCUCCAAUCUAUCCAUCAUUGCCAAGUUUGGCGCAGAGACCCCAUCGAGAAGUCACAGACGGGGACAAGUAUACUGAAUGGGAGCUCGACGUCCUCGCCCGAACAUCGAUAAUAAAUUUCAGAGAAUACGGACCUUUCCUGGGUUCCGACACUAACGUGAAGUUCGGUAUGGCCUCUGCCUUCGAGGACAAGGAUGGAGUGCUUCUGCUAUCUCCGAAACAACGCUCGAUGUUCAAAGAGUGGGUUCGACCCAGUGGCUUGGUCGAGGAUCCUGUACUGAUCGACGAGAUCGACCCGAUGUGCAUCAAACAGACCUGCGUAUCGGAUUGUUCUUUCGUAUCUUCGAUCACUGUGUGUGCUCUGUACGAGAAGCAAUUCCAAAAGAGACUGGUCACUGACAUCAUUUAUCCUAAGAAUCGAUUCGGGAAACCUGUAUAUAACCCGUGUGGCAAGUACGUUGUGAAGCUGCACUUCAACGGAGUCCCUCGGAAAGUGACUCUCGACGACAGACUACCACUAGGGAAACGGAACGAGCUCUUGUGCAGCUAUAGUCAGAACAAAAACGAGUUCUGGGUCUCAUUGUUAGAGAAGGCUUAUCUCAAAGUCAUGGGCGGGUACGACUUCCCCGGGUCGAAUUCGGGUGUCGAUCUCCAUGCGCUGACUGGGUGGAUUCCUGAUCGGGAACCAAUCCGCCUCAGCGAGCCCACUUUCGAUCAAGAGAAGCUAUUCAACAAAAUCAUCGAUCGUCACACCAAGGGCGAUGUUCUCAUGACUCUCGCGACAGGAAAAAUGAGCCCCGAGCGGGAAGAGGAAACCGGGCUCGCUAAUUGUCAUGCCUACGCGGUGCUCAACGUCGUACAAGUUGAUGGCCGACGCUUGUUCCUAUUGAAAAAUCCCUGGAGCCAUAUGCGAUGGAAGGGCAAGUAUUCGGAUCGGGAUCUCGUGUCGUGGACGAAAGAGCUUCGGAUAAAGCUCAAGUACGACCCCAAGAACGCUCAGCAAUUCGACAAUGGGGUCUUCUGGAUAGACUACGACUCAAUCCUCAGGGCAUUCGACGUGUUCUACCUUAGCUGGAGACCUGGGAUGUUCCAAUUCACGUCGUGUACGCACGAUAUGUGGAAUGGCGGUGUUGGACCAGCGAAGGCGCUUUUCAACAUUGGCGAGAAUCCGCAGUAUGCGCUGAACGUCAGUCAAGCUGGGGGCGCGGUGUGGGUGCUCUUGACGAGGCACAUCACUGAUAUCGAGGACUUCGCUGACAACAAGGAGUACAUCGCCUUGAUCGUCUACAAAGGCGGGAAGAAAGUGUACCUGCCCUACGAUCCGCCGCCUUACAUCGACGGUGACAGGGUCAACAGCCCGCAUUAUCUCGUGAAGAUUCUGCUCAAACCAGAUUCGGAAACCAAUUAUACUCUAGUUGUGUCUCAGUACAAUAAGAGUACAACUAUUUAUUACACGAUUCGUGCGUAUUCAACGGUGCCCUUCACAUUGAGGAAGAUUGAAAACCCCUAUCGAUUCACGAAAGAGGACAAGAGAGGAUCGUGGACUCCAACAACUGCAGGAGGGUGUCCCAACCAUCCUCUGACCUACGGCAAGAACCCCGUCUACCGCUUCGACAUGCAGAGUCCACACGACCGGAACCACCUACUUAUAACGCUCAAAGGCCCAAAACAAUACACGAUCGGUUUCGAAGUCGUUCCGUUUGCUCUCGAUAGAGUUCCGUUGCACACGUUCCCGCGGCACAGCUCAGGCAGUUAUCGGAGCGGGUUCACCGUACUUGAGUUGACGGACGUUCCGGCGGGCAAAUACAAUUUGAUACCUUCGACUUUCUUACCAGGUCAGGAGGGUCCCUUCUUCAUUUCUGUUUCGAGCGACCACAAGAUCGAUUUGUGCAGAGUACAAUCUUAGUCAGGGGCAAACAUAACGAGAGCACUAUUCAAUAUUUAAAAUAUGACCGUCCAAAUGUUGAGUGGAAUUCCUAGGAUUAUGGAAGAUCAGGAAGAGUCGACAAGGAAUAAUUCCGUAUAAAGGGUGUUCCGGAACACCCUUUUUUGUUCAUUCCGCGACUCUCUGAGAUUCUUCCCCGCGUUGUACAAACGUGAUGUGAUGAAUAUAUACAUCGUCUGUUGGCGCUUCGUUUUGCAGUAG